CCGCCUACAACUACACGAAGUAGCUAUCAACUACAACCAUCAUGUCUGAUUGUACGUGACAUCUAUCGACUUAGCCAUCCUUUCUACCAUUCUAUAUUGCCCCAAAUCAUGGCCUCGUUACCACCUCGCGCGGUCUCCCAGCGUCGACCGUCGCCGCGUGAUGAUUCCGCCUCCUUGCAACAGCAGACGCCCGCCCGAACAGGCAGCUCUUCCACGACAUCUGAAGACUCGCAAACUGUCUUGCUCAACUCUCCCUCUUCCUCAUCUAGAAGUGCGCACAACACCGACCUAGAGUUCUCUAGAAUAUCGCAUCCACACACCACGGACGAACCACCGCAGCCGAUUACAGAACCUCGGAGAUGUUGGAUAUGCUUCAGCGAUGAGACUGAAGAUGAUGAGAACACAUCUGAAUGGCGCUCUCCAUGUCCAUGCGUCCUCGAAGCUCACGAGAAAUGUCUUCUGGAUUGGAUUGCGGAUAUGGAAGCCCCAAACUCGAGAAGACGUGCCGGAAGUCACCAGAGUAAGAUUUUGUGCCCGCAAUGCAAGUCAGAGAUUCGACUAGAGCGCCCAAGUAGUUUGAUUUUGUCUGGCGUGCGGGCGAUAGAAAUGGCAACCAGCCUAUUUCUGUUGCCUGGCACACUCCUCACGGUCGGAAGCGCCGCCUACUCGACCCUGGCACUUGUCGGACGAGCACAUGUGUACCAGAUAUUCGGUACACAGGAUGCUUUGCAAAUACUAGGACCGCUUUAUGAAGCACCGGAUAUACACAACAACUCGCUAGGUGCACGGUUUUUGAUUGAGCUGCGAGAUCACUGGCGACUGCAUCUUGGGCUUCCAAUGAUCCCCACGGCGCUCAUGUUGAGCAGGUCGACGUUUGCAGACUCAUUCCUGCCGUUCCUACCCCUUGUGUUUUUCGUUGGUAACGGCGGGUCCAGAGAUGAGCUACUCCAAGUUUCAUGGCCCCCGAGUGCCGCCUUCACGAUGGCACUGCUUCCCUACGUCCGUGGCAUGUAUAACACAUACUAUGAGAUGGUCUGGCUCCCUAGAGAAAGAAGAUGGCUCAAGGAAAUACAACCCCGCGCUGACGCCGAUGUGGGUAACGACAUAAAUGCCGAAGUUGACGGAGGUGAUGAAGAUGGGAACGUUGUCGAAGAAGCAAUUGAGCUGGAAGUCGACUUGGGCAUAUUUGGAGAUUGGAACAAUGGUGGAGCAGCAGACAACAACGGCGCCGAUGAAAAUCCACCGGUACCGGUCGCACGCGGGCCUGGCAAUCCACCAGAGGUGGCUCCAGUGGGUGACAUGGACGCUGACGAGGCACCACCUGUCGAGGCAGACAAUGCUGCCCCCGCACCGAACGUUCCCCAGGCCGUACCCCAGGCCCAACCAGCUGUUCCUCUGGAACAACGUGUUCGUCGUGAGCGAAAUAUCGCUUUCAGCGCCACUUCUUUUGCACAGACUAUCCUUGGUGCAGUUGUCUUUCCCAGCAUUGCCGCAGCAGUUGGAGAGGCACUAAAGCUGGCACUGCCGAAGAGCAUGGUCAAUCCUCCUUCCACAGGAAAGCCAACAGGUUUCUUGCAGACGAAAUGGGGUCGGAGCAUUGUGGGUGGAUGCCUUUUCGUCGGCAUCAAAGAUGCCCUUAUGCUCUACGUGCGAUGGAAGAUGGCACAGAAUCACCGCAUGAGGAGGGUGCUGGAUUAUGAUCGCAGCAGAACUAAAGGCAGGAAUAAAUAAUAGGUCACUGUUAUCGACCGCACUUUGUAGAAACAGCAUGGCCGUAUAAUGAUUGUUAACGAGUAGGCAUAACCACAAACGUGAGACGGCAUGGCAUUCGUGAUGAGCACAAUCUCGCUUGUAGUAUAGAUAGGUUCACUACUUUAUAUGGAAUAAAUGAAUCGACAUCAGGCCUACCGCUUGAAUAGUUGCUCAAUGU
Messenger RNA from Aaosphaeria arxii CBS 175.79, 1930 nucleotides. RefSeq lists its product as uncharacterized. The record is from RefSeq and is a predicted model, not a curated record. Lineage: Eukaryota; Fungi; Ascomycota; Dothideomycetes; Pleosporales. The transcript has a single exon. Gene Ontology annotation, molecular function: zinc ion binding. Bases 109 to 1731 code for a protein of 540 amino acids.